Molecule: messenger RNA, 1735 nt
Organism: Hydractinia symbiolongicarpus
Lineage: Eukaryota; Metazoa; Cnidaria; Hydrozoa; Anthoathecata; Hydractiniidae
Product: N-lysine methyltransferase KMT5A-like
Exons: 6
Coding region: 984-1670 (228 amino acids)
Molecular function (GO): protein binding
Source: RefSeq, a predicted model, not a curated record
GGACAGUAGCGCGUUAGUCCGAAAGUUACAUAUAUUUAGGAAAAUCCAUUAAUUUGGCUUGUGAGGACAUUGGCGCGUGAAUCUGUAUAUCACAUUUAUUGUAGAAAAUCCAUUAGAUUGACUUGGGAGGACACUAGCGCGCGAGUCUAAGUAUGACAUAUAUCGGAGAGAAUCAAUUAAUAGUACUUAUGAGAACAUUAGCGCGUGAGUUCGAAAAUUACAUAUAUGAGAGAAAAUCAUUUAAUUUGAGUUGUGAGGACAUUACUGUAUUGAUCUAAAUAUCACUUUUAUUAUAGAAAACCUUUUAGGUUGACUUGUAAGGACAUUAGUCCGUGAGUUUAAAUAAUAUAUAUAUGAGAGAAAAUCGAUGAAUUUGACUUGUGAGGAAGUUACUGUAUGAAUAUCACAUACGUUUGGGAAAAGCAAUUAAUUUCACUUGUAAGAAACUAGCGCGUUAGUGCAAAUAUUACGUGUAUUAUAGAAAAACGAUUGGACUGACUUAUGACGAAAUUAGCGUGUGAGUUCGAAUAUUACAUAUAUGAGAGAAAAUCAAUUAUAUUAACUUGUGAGGGCACUAGCGCGUUAGUCCGAAAAUUACAUAUCUUGCAGAAAACCAAAUACAUUGACUUGUGUGUGUGUAUUAUAGAAAAUUGAUUAAAUUGACUUAUGGGGAUAUUGGCGCGUGAGUCCGAAUAAUACAUAUAUUUCAGAAAAUCGAUUAGAUACGCAUGAUUUACGUUGAGUGAAGUACCGCACAGACAAAGAUAUGUAAAAAAUUUUACCAUAUAAUAUGGCUUUUAAGCAUUUGGGAUAUAUAAACAGCUGACCCAGCGGAGAAAGUAAAAACUAGAAUUUUCGGGGACAUUAAAGACCUCGGAUUGCUGCUUGAGAAUAGGCGGUAAAAGCGACACUAUUGGUUUCCAUUUGUAUUCUUUGUUGCCAGAAAUAAUUCUUCUGAAAAUAAUAAAAUUCUUUCAACUUCAAUGGGCUGGAAUUGUGAACCAAUCAUUUUUAUCAAAACAUGGAAACCGGGUCUCCUGAAGCCAGAGAAAAACCGGGCCAAAGCUACCGUAAAUGCUGCACUGGGAAUCAGACAAAAUGGCGGUCGCCAGGAAUACUCGAUCGAAACAGCAGUUUCUAUCACCUCAAGCAACAGAAGUGACCCAUGUCAUAUAACAAAAAGAUAUAUUGAUGAAUACAAAGGUUGGGGAGUCUUUGCAACCUCCAUUAUCCCUAAAGGUUCAUUUAUUCUGAAUUAUCAGGGUACCUUAAUCAAAUCAAAAGAAGUAAAACUUCAGCUUGAAAAACUCUAUAAUGACAGCAAUAUGGGUUCCUACAUCUAUGAAUUUAAACACAGAGAAAAAAGCAUGUGGAUAGAUGCUACUACAAUAAAAAACUCUCUUGGCAGACUGGUAAACGACUCAAGAUACUUUCCUAACUCUGCAAUGAAAAAAAUUGUGUCUUACAAUGAACCGCAUUUAUGUUUAUUUGCUCUUCGUGAUAUCAAUCCUGGUGAAGAAAUUUUGUAUUUUUAUGGAGAGUUGGAAAUGCCAUGGUAUAAGGAGGAGCGGAAAGUGGUGAGGAAUAAAGAAUCCAAAAAAAUUCAAUCAGAAAUUCUACCAAUGGAAGAAUCAAGUAAGGAUGACCAUGACAAGGAGGUAUGUGUUUGAAAAUAUAGGGUAUUUAUUAUUAACGGAGAAAAAAAUGUCACUUGAGGGAUGCACCUGAAAAAAAG